Molecule: messenger RNA, 156 nt
Organism: Trametes versicolor FP-101664 SS1
Lineage: Eukaryota; Fungi; Basidiomycota; Agaricomycetes; Polyporales; Polyporaceae
Exons: 2
Coding region: 1-156 (51 amino acids)
Source: RefSeq, a predicted model, not a curated record
AUGGCCGAGAUGGUCAUACUUGAGGACCGUGUCAACACGAUGGACUUAUGUCUCGUUGGAGUCGUCGUGCGUGACAUGGGCGAGAUGAUGAGGGUUCUUAACUACGUCUUCGCCGACGAGCGAGAUAACGUCAACGCGGACGCGGGCUCAGACUGA